Astrephomene gubernaculifera is the source of this 2011-nucleotide messenger RNA. The record is from the annotation of a GenBank genome assembly. NCBI's taxonomy places the organism in Eukaryota, Viridiplantae, Chlorophyta, Chlorophyceae, Chlamydomonadales, Astrephomenaceae.
AGCCCUAGCAUACGGUGAGCGUCACCCUGCAUUUUGGUUCAUCCCAUCAUCGGCUACAACGUCUGCCGAUUGCUUGGAUAGCCCACCAACGCUGACGCCGCCCUUGCAUACCAGUUAUAAAGGCUAUCAGGUCAAACUGACAUAUAGCUAUUCAUGUAUGCAACAGACGCUUAACAGCCUUAGGAGGUUCUGAAAACGUUUCAAGUUUCUCCGCUGCCAGGCCAGGCUUACUGAAUAACGCGAUUAAGUCUGGCUAGCAAUUUCAUCGCGCCUUCACGCCCUUCGGAUUUGUCACCUUAGUCAACGACGGCCCGUUGAGAGUGUGCCAGCGCUUAUAUCUUCCAGGGCACAAUUCUUCAAGGAUGACCAAAAGGAACGCUGAAACGUUUGCCAGUCACGAAUCAGUUCCGCCUGGCGCUGUCCCCUUCUUUGCGCCCUCUGCGAAGCGCAUCUGCGGUCGGGGGGAACUUCGCGGACUGGUGCCUCCGUCACCGUCGGACACCCUCGCCGAACAGCGAACUCUUUCAUCAUCUUCCGAUGAGAUGAGUGAUGCGUGCGAGGCUGGGGCUUCCGACCCAGCCUUCGUAAACUCUGCACAUUGGCUUGCGGCAAGCGCAGCCAGCUGCAGCUAUGCUGAUAGGACGCAAGCCACCACCCUUCAUCCGCUUCCAACGUCACAGCAGCAACUGGCGCUUUUAGGCGUCCUAACGCCACCAUCCUGCUUAGACGCACAACGAUUUCUGGAGCACCUUGCUGACUGCAUGCUCAGCUACCAGCGAAGUUCCAGCAGCUGUGCGGCUGGCGCGGGCGCAGGGGAGAGCUUGGGUACAGCACUUUGGCACGCUUUUGCGGAACUCAACGUGGUAAUGGCCCGCCACUUUUCGGAGCUUCCCACAUCCAUGCUGCGCGGGUACCACUCCUUCACCCGGGCCCCGAGAGCGCAGCUGUGGGAGCGAGUAGCAGCGUCGCCUGGUGCACAGUCGGGUGCGGAGUGCUACCAGGGGCUGCCCUGGCACCUGGCGCUCAUGCGGCACCUGCUGGAGCACGUGCUGGGCGCCUACCCCUCCGCCUCCUGCGUGCUGUACACCAUAGAGGUGCCGCAGUGGCUGCGAGGCUGGUGUGCGAGGUGGGGGCACCCGGGCGCGGGACCCAUGCGCGUGCUGGCGCUGUUCGCAUUUGACGCCAGCGGCUCGCCCUCGCCGCGAGUGCUGUACAUUCCCUGUGCGGAGUAGGGUGUGGUGGGAGGGGUGGGGACGGGGCUGGGAGGCUAGGUGAGCAGCAUGUGAGCAAGUUUGGGUGGCUGGAUGGAGCUGGUGGUUGCCGCAAGGCCGGUAAGGGGCUUGUGUUCUAUGAUGGCGAGCGGCGUUGUACGUUAACGGGCUGCUGUGUAUUAGUAGUUUGGCGUGUGGAUACUGUAUUCAUCUUAUGCGUGGGUUAGCUAUACGUGCGUAUUCUUGGAGAGGGGUGCGGAUGCCGUUACGUGGCGUGGGAAGCAAAGGGUGUCUUGCCUCUAUUAAUGCAUGUGCAUAUGGGUUUUCGCCUUGCGAUUGCGACAAACGAUCUGCUGGAUUGUGGUCGCUGGCAUUGUGCUGCAGCCUUUGCUGCACUGUGGUUAGGACUUGUGAUUACCUUUGCUUGGUGCCUUCCUAGGCCGUGCAAUAAACUUUCGGGAACCGGACUUUUGGGUGCCAUGCAAGCACGCCCCCCAACCUGUCGGCAGCUUUGCUGGGGUUUGCGUAGCAUCUGGAAUCUGACGUUGAGCUGAGGGCGGUCUACCGCGUGACUAAUGCCUUUUUCUUUGGGUGCACGAGGUUAAGUCGGCGCUGAUGAUGCUUGUCACUAAACGUAGUUAAUUAGCUGAUUGACUGCUAUGGUGAUGACUGUGGUGAUCUUGCCCCCCAGCGGUUUACUUUGCUGCUGUUCAUCCUAACCGCCACAGUGAACGACUCCCCAUCAUGCAUCUAAGAAGUUGCGCACUUGCACCAGUUACACCGGUAAUCUUUCCUAGGCG